AUGUCAGGAAACAGAUUUCUUUUCGUCUUGAGAUGUCUCCACUUUACAUCUGCCAACACUAGAGCUGACGAUGGUUUAGGCAACAUAAAUUCUAUGGUCGCCUUUUUCAACACGAAGAUAAACAGUCACUAUUACCCGGGAAAAGAAUUGUCGUUGGGUGGUGGUGCUAUGCGGGGGCAUUUACAUUUCAAACGAAAUAUACACAAUAAACACCAGAAUUACGGGAUAAAGCUUUACAUGUUUACAGAACCUGAUGGAUUGGUGCUGAAAUUCGGCGUUUAUGAAGGUUCAGCAGAUGAAUAUAGCGGAACUACACAUACAAGCAAAAUAGUUAUGCACUUACUUGAAGAAAAGUUAGAUCAAGGACACGCGGUAUACCUCGAUAACUUUUACAACAGUGUUGACUUAGCUACAAAUGACACCUAUUGCACCGGAACUCUAAGAAGUGACCGUAAGCACAACUCAUAA
This is a messenger RNA of Diorhabda carinulata, 468 nucleotides long. Its product is annotated as piggyBac transposable element-derived protein 4-like. The record is from RefSeq and is a predicted model, not a curated record. NCBI's taxonomy places the organism in Eukaryota, Metazoa, Arthropoda, Insecta, Coleoptera, Chrysomelidae. Bases 1 to 468 code for a protein of 155 amino acids. The transcript has a single exon.